AUGCAUCGGAGUCUCCACAAAGAGAUCGAGAUUUGCAGUAAAACGACCAAGGUGGUCUGCUUCGACAAGGCCGACUCCAGCGCCAUUGGAUAUGGGUUCAAGGUGUCGGUACAGGAGGAAGAGGGGAGGCCCACGCUCCACAUCACUGAAGUGAAGGCCGAAGGCCUGGCCUCGGCCAAAGGUGUGAAAGUGGGUGAUGAGAUCCUUUUGCUCAACGGCAAACCUGCCUCCGUCUUACAAAUGGAUGACAUGAGGAGCGCGUUUGUUCAACCUGCGUUGACGCUGAGCGUCAGCACCCUGCCACACAUCGACCCACGGCUGCUCUGCUCCCUCCCCCCGCGGUCCGACGACCCCACCACGGACAUCUUCUCCCAGGACCAAGUGUGA
Gadus macrocephalus (Pacific cod) is the source of this 387-nucleotide messenger RNA. Its product is annotated as rho guanine nucleotide exchange factor TIAM1-like. The record is from RefSeq and is a predicted model, not a curated record. Gene Ontology annotation, biological process: small GTPase-mediated signal transduction; positive regulation of axonogenesis; activation of GTPase activity. Gene Ontology annotation, molecular function: guanyl-nucleotide exchange factor activity; protein binding. Gene Ontology annotation, cellular component: cytosol; plasma membrane; synapse. NCBI's taxonomy places the organism in Eukaryota, Metazoa, Chordata, Actinopteri, Gadiformes, Gadidae.